CACUUCACAUGAAAUUGAGAAUAUGUCAACUAUUCAUAUCGAAGAAUUAUAUUUGUCAUCUGGAGUGGAGAGGAGGUGUUGGAGGGAGGAUGCUAAAAACUCCUUGGCUUUGGCCACCAAGGAUCCGAGAAUGAUUCUCCUUGAAACAUACAAAAGGGUAGAGUUCUUGUCUUCCAAGAGCUUCAAAUCACGUUUGCGUUAACAUACAAAAAAAGAUAUUUAUGCAUCAGUUGGCAAAUGUUUGGAGAAGACACCUGUUUUACUCUUCGCUGCAUCCGAGUCACGUGAUCUCAGGAACUUCCCCACGUGAUAAGUACUAAGAUGUGUUUCCAUUAUUAAAAAUCCAGCUUCAGGUUAGCCUUUGAGAAGUGUUAGAACAACAUAUAUGGCAAAGUGUUAAUAUUCAUAAAGCGCUACAAUAAGAAAAGCGGGCAGUAGAAAUAAAUGUAAAAGGCCAUUCAGCGCAUGAAAACUGUUCAACGAUAUAAUUCAAAACAACAAAACGACACUAACAUUAAAUGCCCACUGAUGCCCAGAAUGCACUAAGUGUACUCUAACCCACUGCUAGCGAGAACGUAAGUUGCUUUUUUUCCUGGAGGGCAGCUUGGCAGUUUAUAUCCUUUCACCUGGUAAUUCUCACUUCUAUGAAAGUAUCCUAAAAAAUUUAAAAACCACAAAGGACGGAGGAAAAAAAAAAAACCAGAAGAGGGAAGAAUAUUCAUCACGGGGUUAUGAACAACCGAAAAACUGUAAGAAACGUGUGUGUGCGACAAUAAGGGACGGAUUAAAUCAUUUUGACGGAGUGCUAGAGGAAUUUUUUCCCAGGUGCGUUUAGGUUUGCAGCGAGCCGGGCCAGUGGGUGUUGCCAACACUUGCCCACGUGCGGGCAAACAAACACAAACAGGGUGGCCGCGCGGCGGGCGCUCGCUUUUGCGCUGGGCCCACGGCAGUGCUGUUUCUAUUUCUCGGGGACAAGUCUCGCGUGGACUGCGGAGGGGACCACGGCCCGGGGAGCUCACCUCGCUGCAGACACACCGGACCCUAACAGCCCCCCGGAGGGAAACUGAGGCUCAGAGGCCGCCCCACGGCCGGUGUCCUCGCCUCGAGAACGCGUGGCCCGCCUUCUCGCUGAUUUCCGUGUGGGGACUAAGCAAUCGGCUGCCAGUUUGGAAAGGCCCGGAGGCCCGAGUCACCCUGCUGGGCUCCGACGGCGACCCAGGAACGUGACUGGCCACAGCCACGCCCACGACGGGCCUGGGGCUGGCGCCGAAGAGACGCGGGACAUGAGGCUGGCCUCCGGGGGCAGCGCCCGAGGUCCAGGGCCGUCCCCACUCGCCGAGCCCCCGAGGCGCUCCCGGCCGUCAGUCCCGCUAGUGGACCCGGAGCGCCAGGGGGGUGGCGAGGAGGCCCCGUCUAGGGCGGCGUUCCGCUCGGCCUGAUGGAGCCCGGCUCCCCUCGCCCCUCCCCGAGGGCCGCCUCGGCUCCCCAGCCCGGCCCCGUCCGGGCGGCGCCGGCCCGGCUCCCGGCCGUCCCGCUCGCUCAUAGGCCCGCGGCGCCGCGCCCGCCUAGGCCUGGCCCCGCGCGGCCAGGGGGGCGGAGCCGGCGGGUUCCCGCCAAAAUCGCGUAGCUGCUCCCUCCCCCGCGGGCUACGUCGCGCCCUCCUGUUUUUUCAAACCCGGGGCUGGGCGGGGAUUGGUGGGCCGGGCGCUCACGUGGUUAACGGUCGCGGGAAGCCGCGGAGCCCGAACCUGCGGCUGGACCUGCGGAGAGCCCAGCCUCGGCGCCCGGGCCGCCCCGCCUCUGCCGGACCGUCCGCGCCGCCGCCCCGAGCGUCCCGGAGCUCAGCCCGCCGCCGCGCAGUGUCGCCGCCGCCGCCGCUGCUAGGCGCGCCCAGUCGCACGUGGCGGGCCCGCCCCCUGGGCCGGCCGAGCCCUGGACUCCGCGGGCCCCGGCUCCCCGGUCGUCCGCCCCGGCCCCAGGGGCACGAUGAGCUUCCUGAGCCGGCAGCAGCCGCCGCCGCCCCGCCGCGCCGCGGCCUCCUGCAGCCUGCGGCAGAAGCUCAUCUUCUCGCCCUGCAGCGACUGUGAGGAGGAGGAGGAGGAAGAGGAGGAGGAGGGCAGCGGCCACAGCACCGGGGAGGACUCGGCCUUUCAGGAGCCCGACUCGCCGCUGCCGCCCGCGCGGAGCCCCACGGAGCCCGGGCCCGAGCGCCGCCGCUCGCCCGGCCCGGCCCCCGGCAGCCCCGGGGAGCUGGAGGAGGACAUGCUGCUGCGCGGCGCCUGCCCGGGCGCGGACGCGGCGGGCGGCGGGGCCGAGGGCGACUCGUGGGAGGAGGAGGGCUUCGGCUCGUCGUCGCCGGUCAAGUCGCCGGCGGCCGCCUACUUCCUCGCCAGCUGCUUCUCGCCGGUGCGCUGCGGCGGCCCGGGGGACGCGUCCCCGCGCGGCUACGGGGCGCGCGGGGCGGCCGAGGGCCCCUGCUCGCCGCUGCCGGACCAGCCGGGCACCCCGCCGCACAAGACCUUCCGCAAGCUGCGCCUCUUCGACACGCCGCACACCCCGAAGAGUUUGCUCUCCAAAGCUCGAGGAAUCGAUUCGAGCUCUGUUAAACUCCGAAGUGGUUCUCUAUUCAUGGAUACAGAAAAAUCAGGAAAGAGGGAAUUGGACAUGCGACAGACGCCUCAAGUGAACAUAAAUCCUUUUACUCCAGAUUCUGUGUUGUUUCAUUCUUCAGGACAGUGUCGUAGAAGAAAGAGAACAUACUGGAAUGAUUCUUGUGGUGAAGACAUGGAAGCCAGUGAUUAUGAGUUUGAAGAUGAAACAAGACCUGCUAAGAGAAUUACAAUUACUGAAAGCAAUAUGAAGUCACGGUACACAACGGAAUUUCAUGAGCUAGAGAAGAUCGGCUCUGGAGAGUUUGGUUCUGUGUUUAAGUGCGUGAAGAGGCUGGAUGGAUGCAUUUAUGCCAUUAAGCGAUCCAAAAAGCCAUUGGCUGGCUCUGUUGAUGAGCAGAACGCUUUGAGGGAAGUCUAUGCUCAUGCAGUACUUGGACAGCAUUCUCAUGUAGUUCGAUAUUUCUCCGCAUGGGCAGAAGAUGAUCACAUGCUUAUACAGAAUGAAUAUUGUAAUGGUGGAAGUUUAGCUGAUGCCAUAAGUGAAAACUACAGACGCAUGAGUUACUUUACAGAAGUGGAUUUGAAGGAUCUCCUUUUGCAAGUUGGCCGGGGCUUGAGGUAUAUUCAUUCAAUGUCUUUGGUUCACAUGGAUAUAAAGCCUAGCAAUAUCUUCAUAUCUCGAACCUCAAUCCCAAAUGCCGCCUCUGAAGAAGGAGAUGAAGAUGACUGGGCGUCCAACAAAGUUAUGUUUAAAAUAGGUGAUCUCGGGCAUGUAACAAGGAUCUCUAGUCCACAAGUUGAAGAAGGUGAUAGCCGUUUUCUUGCAAAUGAAGUUUUGCAGGAGAACUAUACCCAUCUACCAAAAGCAGAUAUUUUUGCCCUUGCCCUCACAGUGGUGUGUGCAGCUGGUGCUGAACCUCUUCCCAGAAAUGGAGACGAAUGGCAUGAAAUCAGACAGGGUAGAUUACCUCGGAUUCCACAAGUGCUUUCCCAGGAAUUUACAGAGUUGUUAAAAGUUAUGAUUCAUCCAGAUCCAGAGAGAAGACCUUCAGCAAUGGCACUGGUAAAGCAUUCAGUAUUGCUCUCUGCUUCUAGAAAGAGUGCAGAACAAUUACGAAUAGAAUUGAAUGCUGAAAAGUUCAAAAAUUCACUUUUGCAGAAAGAACUCAAGAAAGCCCAGAUGGCAAAAGCUGCAGCUGAGGAAAGAGCCCUCUUCACUGACCGGAUGGCCACCAGGUCCACCACCCAGAGUAAUAGAACAGCUCGACUUAUUGGAAAGAAAAUGAACCGCUCUGUCAGCCUUACCAUAUACUGAACUACUCAUUUCCCACCUCCCCCAAAAAACUGUGACCAGAGGAAGCUAGGUUGAAAUCACUGCUAGAAUCCUGUUUGCAAUUACUUUCUCAAUCCGUGUCAGUAGUUUUACUGAAGUACCUUUCAGGACUUCUAUGUGUGAAUUACAGUUGAAAGCUGUAUGGUGACCAGUGCUAUGUCAGGCUUUGUCUAGUCUUAGCAGUCUGUCUUCUCUAGGAUGUCGGUCACUGUUGGAUGUUACACCGGCCUUUCCAGGGUUAACCACUGUGGUGGUGUGCUGCUUAUAGUUUGCUGUUGUGUUGUCGUAAAAGGUAUCUUUCCCUAUGGUGGUGACCUGUAAAAAGGACUCAAGGGCUUUAUUACAAACAUAUUCUCCCUUCGAAAAGGGAAAUGCUAAGAGACUCAGUACUACUCAGCCUUCAGUGUACCUGUGUCAAUCUUAUAUUUCUUCUUUUUAAUUGUGAAUUAUACUUGUAUAUCCAACUGGGAGCACUUUGUAGGCACUGCAUCAGCCAUGGAAUGAUGAUUCUGUGGAAGUAUUGCCUUGUGAAUUUGCUGCUAUUUUAGUUUUGUCUUUGCUGUAAAAUUGUAGCAUUAAACAAUCAUCGUUGUUAAUAGGCUUUCUUUUGAAAACAAUUAUGUGAAAUAUGUUGCUGCUCUUGAUGAAAAGCAGCUAUCUGCCCUUUUUUUCUUUGAACUUUGAAGCUAGUGCAUUGGAGAAAUGCACCCUUUUUUCCCUUUGGAAUGCUGUAUUAAUGUAGUAUAAUUCUUACCGGUUUUGUAAUUUUUCCUGAUAAUGCCCUUCCCUGACUCUUUUUUAAAAUGUUUCCUCCCUCUGCCCAAGUUUUGUACUUGAUUGUAUUAUUAGUCUGUUUUUAAAUGUUUUGCCUGGUUUCUCUUCAACAUCUGUGUAUAUAAACUAAUCUUGGUGUUACUGUACAUAGCUGUUUGAAAUGCCAGAAUGACUUCUGACUAUUCCAAGCUUUUCACAAAAUACAUUUUAUCUGUGAUUAGCCAUUUGACUAAUAAUACUGGCUAACAGAUACUGCAAAAAAAAGAAAAGAAUUUGUCUAUUGUUUGUUUUCCUAUUAAUUUUGGUUUAAAACAUGUUUGCACUUGUCUCUUCGACUUGUGUUUUAUUAACAUUGAUUGGCAUAUUAAAAGUCACUCUGAGCUCA
Messenger RNA from Equus quagga, 5104 nucleotides. RefSeq names its product WEE1 G2 checkpoint kinase (gene WEE1). Gene Ontology annotation, molecular function: ATP binding; non-membrane spanning protein tyrosine kinase activity; magnesium ion binding. The coding region runs from base 1987 to 3927 and encodes 646 amino acids. Gene Ontology annotation, cellular component: nucleus. Gene Ontology annotation, biological process: protein phosphorylation; mitotic cell cycle. NCBI's taxonomy places the organism in Eukaryota, Metazoa, Chordata, Mammalia, Perissodactyla, Equidae. The record is from RefSeq and is a predicted model, not a curated record. The transcript has 11 exons.